AUGAAAAAAGUAAGGGCUCAAAGACAAAACCUCCGCUCCUCGCUACCAAAGAACCUCCAUCUCCGCCCUUUUCAACCUCCGCUCCCUGCCAUCUCCGCCCCUCGCUACCUCUAUCCUGAAUCGGAUUCAUCCCCGCUCCUUGCCACCGCCUCCUCCUCCCUGAACCCCUCGAAUCGUUUUAGGACCCAAAAUUCAGGUUUUGCGGUUCCACCUCUGUUGAGUCCACCAGAGGAAAACGGUGGGUCCACCAGCUCGACUCCACCUCUACAAUCCGGAAGCUCGUCGAGCAGCGAUCCGGAAGCUCAUCGAGACGUGUUUCGCCAUGAAAGGAUGAGGUUCGAAAGUUGA
Molecule: messenger RNA, 348 nt
Organism: Striga asiatica
Lineage: Eukaryota; Viridiplantae; Streptophyta; Magnoliopsida; Lamiales; Orobanchaceae
Source: the annotation of a GenBank genome assembly